AUCUCCAGCCCAACGAUUUGUACGUAUUGGCCAUGCAUGAUACGUUGAUGGAGUUUAAUUUGUCCUGAAAUUAUUAUAUAAACAAAGCCUUGUCCUUACCAUUGAAGACCUCCCCAGUAAUAAACAUUGAUCCAUAUAUAUAUAUGCAUGCAGUUUCUGCCAUAUAUAAGUGAUCCUAAUCAGGUUAUUUUUAUAAUAACCUGUUGGAUCGAACUGGGGUUUGCUAGGUCUCGCUCGCGGAUUAUUCAAAAUCCAUAUCUACAGCGAUCUAAUUAAUAGUCUUCUUCAACCUCAUUCACCAGAUCGAGGGGGGCCAUUAAUUUCUAUAUAAAUAUAUUUAUAUUAAAACAACAACAACAACAUGGUUAACACAACUAAAUUCUAUGUGUUGUUCUUUUUCUUAACUUUUGCUACAAUAUUGGUUCAAUCAAAAAUCCCCGAGUACGACGAUUAUUGGAAAAAUAGAGCUGAGGAAUCCCAGAAAUACGCCAUUGAAGCUUACACUUCAAAUCCAGAGGAAGUAACUGAACAAUUGAACUCCCAUGUCGAGCAGGCUCUAACGAAGUCGUCGAACAGCAGCAGAAGAAGAGAAUUGAGAGGCAGAAGGAACAGGAAGACAGGUCCAUGCAGAGCCACAAACCCAAUAGACAGAUGUUGGAGAUGUGACCCCAACUGGGCGAGUAACCGUAAGAAGUUAGCCGACUGUGUCCUUGGCUUUGGCCGCAACACAGUGGGUGGUAAGAACGGUUCCUACUACAUAGUCACGGACCCUUCAGACAACAACCUCGUUGACCCCUUACCCGGCACACUCCGCCAUGCAGUCACUCGGAAAAAACCCCUUUGGAUCAUCUUCGCUCGUAGCAUGAUUAUCAGGCUCAACGAAGAGCUCAUCAUCACUAGUGAUAAGACCAUCGACGCUCGAGGAGCCAAUGUUCGCAUUGCCUUCGGUGCUGGCAUUACUAUCCAGUUCGUCAAGAACGUUAUCAUCCAUAAUCUUCACAUACACGAUAUCGUUUCAAGUGGUGGUGGAAACAUCAGGGACUCUUCGGACCACGUUGGUUUUAGGACAAAGAGUGAUGGUGAUGGUAUCUCCAUAUUUGGCUCUACAAAUAUUUGGAUUGAUCACGUCUCUAUGUCUAACUGUCAAGAUGGCCUCAUCGAUGCCAUCAUGGGUUCCACUGCCAUUACCAUCUCCAACUGCCACUUCACCCAUCACAACGAGGUGAUGUUGUUCGGUGCGAGUGAUAGUUACUCGGCUGACCAGAUGAUGCAAGUGACAGUUGCUUUCAAUCAUUUUGGACAAGGAUUGGUGCAAAGAAUGCCAAGGUGCAGAUGGGGAUUCUUCCAUGUGGUCAACAAUGACUACACUCACUGGCUCAUGUACGCCAUUGGAGGUAGCCAACACCCUACUAUCAUCAGCCAGGGAAAUAGGUUCAUUGCUCCUCCUAAUUUGAAUGCAAAAGAGGUGACGAAGAGGGAGUACGCAGAAGGGAGUGAAUGGAAGCAAUGGCAAUGGAAAUCUCAGGGAGACCUAAUGAUGAAUGGGGCAUUCUUUGUUGAGUCAGGAAGUCGUUUCAAUAAAAAACAGUUCUCAAGGCAUGAUAUGAUUAAGUACAAGCCUGGCACCUUUGUCACGAGACUCACUCGCAAUGCUGGCACACUCAUCUGUCGCUACGGCAAACCAUGCUAACAUGCAUGCAUGCAUGCAUAUCAUCAAACCAAUUCAAAUAUAUAAUAUAUCCCAAUUCUUUGUUUUUAAUACGUAUCAAACAAAGAAAAGGUGUUUUAGCAAUGCUGAAGCUAUUGAUCUUAAAUUGUGGCUGUAUACAUUGUACGCAUUUUAUUUUUCGUGGUUUUUUUUAGUGCUUUUUAUUUUUGCUUUUUUAAAUUUUGUUUUGGGUUUCUUUGGCUUGUUUAUUUGGGGAGGGAAAGGAAUACAAAGGAUAUAUAACUUUGGUCUGUCGAAUAUCAUGAGAAAAGAAUAUGAUGGAUUGGAAAGGAAAGGAAACAAGAAGUUAGAUAAAAAUCUCAGACUGUACCUGUGACUUGUUUCAUUAAAAUGCGUUUCUUCAA
Molecule: messenger RNA, 2073 nt
Organism: Cannabis sativa
Lineage: Eukaryota; Viridiplantae; Streptophyta; Magnoliopsida; Rosales; Cannabaceae
Product: pectate lyase-like
Exons: 4
Coding region: 362-1690 (442 amino acids)
Molecular function (GO): pectate lyase activity
Source: RefSeq, a predicted model, not a curated record